AGAAUUGUCAGGUGUUAAUGACAUUAUUUGAAAAUGAGAGAAACUGCAAAAGUAUCUUUUGGUGAAGUAGCUGGAUCUGUUUGUCGAGAAUUUGACAAAUUUCUUGAAGUAUUUGAUGGUGAUGUUUUGUCACUGCUGAAUUUUUUAAUCAAACGGAAUGACUUGUCAGAAAGUAUUCUUCUUACUGAGGACACCCAAGAACUUACUGUAGAAACUCCAAAGCAAAACAUUGGUGAUAUACAUGACUUGAUUGACUCCUUUGUUGAACAAAAUAGAUUGAAAUCACGAUCAGAUGCCAUCGAAGUGCUCGUACUGAGUAGUGGUAUGGUAUGGAAGGACGCAAAUGAAAUGGUGUUGAAAUCAAGGCAUAGGACGGGAAUUAUAAAUAAAUUGAGUCAAGACAGAAUCGAAAACAAGUUCUGUGAUUUGCAAGUUGUUAUCGGUAACCAUGAUACCUAUUGGGUUCACAAGUGUGUCCUUGUCGCCUCAUCUGAAUAUUUUUCAAAUAUUAUGAAAUCUGAUACAAGGAGGAUUACAAUUUUCAACAUGCCAAAGCCAGAGUCAUUCACUAUGAUCCUCGACUUCAUUUAUACCGGGGAAAUUCUACUCAGCAAAGAGCAUUGUCCGGCAAUUUUAAAAAUAUCAAAAUAUCUGAAGAUGGAAGCUUUGCAAAAAACAUGUGAGGAUUUUCUGAAGUUGGUUCCCCAGCGAUGUAAAAGUAAAGAAACAUCAACAGAUGAGAUUGUAGUUGUGCAAAAUCAAACUUAUUCAAACCAGAGAACUGAUUAUCUCCAAGAUUCUUUCACUAAACCUCGAUGCGAACAUUGUUCAGAAGUCUUCAGUGAUCAUAAAUCGCUAGAGUUACAUCUGAAAACUGCCCAUGACAGCGUGAAUGCAGUUGUAACUGUAAUUGGUAGUCAGUCUGAACAUUUGCAAAUUGAAAAGAAAGAGAAGAAAUUAGUUGCGAGAGGAAUGCCAUUUUCUUGUCAUCUUUGUAAAAGUCUGUUUAGAUCAAGGAGCCAUUUAAAAAGGCAUAUGCUUAGUCAUUCAGGUGAAAGAAAACACUGUUGCACAACGUGUGGCAAAUUAUUUUUAAAGGCUGAUCAUCUAACCAGGCAUGAAAGAACACAUUCUACAGAAAGACCGUUUCAAUGUGAUCAAUGUGACAAAAAAUUUAAAACGAAAGAUAAUUUAAAGAGACAUCAGUUAACCCAUUCCAAUGAGCGACCUUUCUUUUGUGAACUGUGUGCAAAACAAUUUAAGGAUAAAGGUGGAUUGCUUAUCCAUCAGAAAUCCCACAGCAAAUCUGAGCCUAUCUGUCCGCAUUGUGGAAAACGUUUCAAGCAACAAAAUAGACUUGCAUAUCAUAUUAUUCGACAUAAUAAUCCAUUGACUUGUAAAAUUUGUGGAAAAACAUUCGCUUUUCAAAAUCAUCUGAGAAGACAUACUAUGAUGCAUACAGGAGAUCGCCCAUUCAGCUGUGAAACUUGUGGUCGUCAGUUUGUAAAUGUUCAUGGAUUAAAGUUACAUCAGAAGAAGCAUACGGGUAUUGGUCUUCAUGGAUGUGAAAUGUGUGAUAGAAAGUUUCUUGAUAAAUUCCAUUUGAAACGUCAUAUGAAAACUCAUACAGGAGAAAAACCGUUCAAAUGUGAAAUAUGCGACAGAUCAUUUUCUCGUGCUGAUAACUGUGAGAGUCAUAAACGAACAUGUAUGGUCAAAUUAGCUAUUCAGAAAGAUAUUCAAUCAUUCACUGAGCAAGAUGUAAGUAUGGGGGGACAAUUGAGAGUUAAAAGAAUACGGCAACAAGGUGAUGAAACAUCGUUUGUUGAACAGGUUGGAAAUGAAGUAUUGCCGGAAGGACAACAAACAAUAGAGAAUAUUGCAAUCGCAGUUAGUGCAAGUGAAAUGAUGAAUUGUAGAUACAAAAGAAUAAAUAAAAGACUACCCGAAUUAAAGUUAGUGCUCCUUGAUGACAAGGAGCAAGAGGAUUCUGGUUCUGAGGAUUUGGCAAAUAUCUCUAUUAGUGAUGAUACUGCACCUAACAUGGGAUAUCAACCUGCUAUUGACUUAGAAAGUAUCACGCAGGGCAAAGAAUCAACAUUUGAAGAUGUUUCCAAGAUCUCACAUCAACAUUCUAGUACUUGCCAAUGGACUGAUGAUUUCUCUGCUGAUGCAAGUGAAGUUUAACAAUAGGAGGAUAGUGAAAUAGCAACUUAAUGUAUUCAAUUGGAAUUAUAAUAAAUUGAGGAACUGUUGUUAAAUAGUUGAGAGAAGAUAAUUGAUUCAUUUCUGUUGAGUCUAAUAAUAUCUCCAUACUUUUAUCUUUUGGAGGCUUAGAGCUGUUGUAGGUAAUAAUGUAAUCAAAGACAGGCAGAUAUCAGCAAUUUGCAUUUUUGUGAAAAUUCUUCUUCGUUUUACAUGCUCUGAUAUAAUUUUCAGUUAGAUUUGUUCAUACUCUAUGUACAAUUCGCAAAUCUUACUUCAAGAACCAUAACGAAAUCCUAAUCAGUUGGUAGUAUGGCUUUCCUGGAAUAUCCAACACGCAUCAAUAACUAAUUUAAAAAACAGGAGGGCAGGAAAGUACUAGUGUACUUGGUUAAGCAUACACUCGUUGGGGAGCAACACACACCGAAAUCUAUCAGUACCACCUUUUUCUUUGUCAGCAAAAUGUCAAUGAAUUUUUAAAAAUGUUGCGCCUUCGAUUAGCUUUCAUGAGAUCUGUACCAACAAUAGUUGUUAACCUUUUUUUUAUAUCUAUAUUUUAUGGAAAUCUGUAGCUACUGUCGGGAAACUUGGCCAAUAAAAUUUUACUGAACUAAACUAAAUUUUAUAACAGGAAUUUGCACAUAUAAGGCGUUGGUAUUUUUAUCAGUCAAGUUUUUAUGACAAUACUUACACUAGGUUGUUGUUUCCAACAAAACUUGACCGACACUGGGCGAUUUGGGUCGGAUUUGAGGCUGUUGAAAAAUAGAAUUCCGAAUAUAUAACAUCUCGUAUAUGCAGGGCUAUCGUGCUUAUUUCUAAUAUUUGUGCUUAUUUUCUAGCUUGCGCCUUAUAAAGUAACGUUAUGCUUAUUUCUAAAAAAAGUGUUUUUUUUUA
Molecule: messenger RNA, 3099 nt
Organism: Styela clava
Lineage: Eukaryota; Metazoa; Chordata; Ascidiacea; Stolidobranchia; Styelidae
Source: RefSeq, a predicted model, not a curated record